AUGUCAUGCAAAGAACUGCCAAUGUUGACUGCCGAACCUGUGCCGAGUAGCUCCAAGGUGUCCGACAGUGGCUCGAGCAGCAUGAAAAGAACACGCGUUCAAUCAUCCAUUCGAAAUAAAAAGACGAAGAAAACCCCGGAAGAUUUGCUGACGACCAUACCGAUCAUAAAUCUACCGACGUACGUAGCCGAAAAUCAUUGCUUGAGCAUACUGGAGACAGAAGAGGAUCUAUUGAGUUUCUUGGAAAUUUUGAGUCCUCCGAAUGAAGACUGA
Cinara cedri is the source of this 273-nucleotide messenger RNA. The record is from the annotation of a GenBank genome assembly. Lineage: Eukaryota; Metazoa; Arthropoda; Insecta; Hemiptera; Aphididae.